Messenger RNA from Paracoccidioides brasiliensis Pb18, 2979 nucleotides. RefSeq lists its product as uncharacterized. The coding region runs from base 1 to 2979 and encodes 992 amino acids. Gene Ontology annotation, cellular component: nucleus; cytoplasm. The record is from RefSeq and is a predicted model, not a curated record. Gene Ontology annotation, biological process: nuclear division. The transcript has 7 exons. Gene Ontology annotation, molecular function: mRNA binding.
AUGCACAAGAUCACCAAUUUCACCGGUCAAGCUCGUCAUGGAUGGGAGAGGAUGACUCCAGCCUUUGGCAUGUCCCGUCCCCAUCAGGACAUGUCCAACCAGGCUCUUCGACGGCCCCAUGGCCCUCCUCCAGUCACAGUGCCGCCGGGUGUCGAUACCACCGUCACCCUCUCCUUCAACGUCCCUUUCUCCUCGACCCUAGCUGGCCCAAAUCCUGAAGAUAUCCUACACUCAAGUCCGGGUGCUUUCCAGCGGUGGACUUUUCCUGAAGAAACCCCCGAAGGCACGCCGAUCCACAAACUUCCGGUCCACGUGAGCAAUCUGGAUGCUUUGAGAAAGCUAUGUCGCAGUGUCAGCGACUCCAGUCAUGGCAGAAUUGAAGCCACCGUCACAUCUUCAGAGCCCAAGGCUGUCGCAUCGUUACAACGUCGUCCGCAGGGACUGGUUACCAAUGUAUGCAUUUCCGGUGACGGCGAGACUGUUCAACAAGUACGGCAGAACAUUUUGAAGGAGACUCCAAUCGCUCUGACGUGCGCGACCGUGGAUAUAGAUGUCAACCUAGUUAUGGAUUCGAAUACAAACGGAAUCCGAUCGAGUGUACUCGAACACCUCGACACUUUGGCUAGAUAUACCGGAGCAGAUAUUUUUCUUUUGAGCCCUAAAAUUAUCGAUGCCGACAGCGCUGUUGUGUCUUCAUACGGACACUCCACUGAAAGCGGGCUGGAUCACCGGUUCCGCGUUGCAAUCUAUAGCGAUGUUGAGAGUACAGAACAUGCCAAAACUAGAGUUUUGAUCAUGAUUGACCAAAUAUUAAAACGCCGAGUAGACGCUAUGAAGCUUGAGCUAUCCAUGCAUACCCUCGUUUGUGGCCGUACCCGCAAGAAUAUCAAGCUCAUCGAGGCGCAAACGAAUACGGCCAUAUAUUUUCCACCGCCAUUCCCGCGAGUUUUUGGCUAUACACCUCCCGGUGGUAACCGCAGAAGCGAAGACGAGGUUUAUAUUACUGGCGAAUCUCAAGAACAAAUUGGUCAGGCUAAGAAAAAAUUGCACGACCUGGUCACGGGAGUGAAGAUUUUUAUGAAGAACGUUAAACUGUCCUCGAGUAAAAUCGAUAAUAUUCUUCUGGAUCGUCUGGACAAGGUUCGCAAAGUCAUGGAAGCUAAUGGCACGUAUGUCCUUUUCCCAUCAUUGGGCAGUCAGCAUGGUAUGGUUCGUGUUCAAGGAACGGAAGUUCUUCAUAUUGAACGAACCGUGAGGGAGAUCAUGGCAUUGGCUGGCCAAUUCUACAGCGCUUCCUGGUGGCUCAUACUGCCCGACCCUACCCAAGCGGGUUCCAUGCGUGGCCCGUCCCCAGCUGAUGUUAGAACGAUGCUUUCCGAUAUCUGCACCAACUCGGGCGCUGAAGUCAGCUUCGACAAGCUGACUUUCACCAUUAAUGGCUCCGAUGAUUCUGUCAAAGCGGCUAUGAUGGUGAUUCAGCAGAUUCCUUUCGUGAAACGUACACCUUAUCAGAUGCGUGUUAAGAUAGAGCUGGCGAACGAGCAUAAGGAAUUUGUGAGUGGCAAGAAGAAUGGCAAGAUCAAUAAGAUCAUGGGUCAAAGCAAUGUCCAAAUCAUUUUCGAUGGCUUCAAUGAGUAUAAUUUCUACAUCGAUGUUUGCGGAACACAGUAUGAUGCAACUAGGAACGGGCUCGACCUGGUCGAACAAGAAAUGCCUGCGUCCAUAUCAUUCCAUGUUCCUGACCAGUACCACAAGCGAAUCAUCGGUAUUGGUGGGCAACAUAUCCAACGCAUCAUGAAGAAAUAUUCCGUCUUCGUCAAGUUUUCAAACGCAAUGGACCGCGGAGGAGUUGGCAAGGAUGACGAUGACGUUAAAGUUGACAAUGUCAUCUGUCGUACUCCUGCUCGGAAUGCUCAGAAUCUUGAACUGGUAAAGCAGGAGAUCAUGGAUAUGGUGGAGAAAGUCGAUGCGGAAUUUGUUUCUGAAACUGUCGUCAUCAACCGUCUAUACCAUCGUGAACUCCUUGCCCGCAUGUCUGAGAUUGAAGAACUUGAGAAGAAAUGGAAUUGCAAAAUUGACUUCCCAAGCACUGAACUGGCUAGUGAUUUUGUUACCAUCUCCGGACCCGAAUAUCAAGUUCCUCAGGCGGUUGAUUCAUUCUUGCGUAUGGUUCCUGAGAGCCACGAGCUUUCAUUUCAGAGUUCCGCAGAUCUUCGCGACUUCUUCAAGUCUCCCGAGUUCUGCAACGACCUUCGGGCUAAACUCAAGGAACAAUACGAAGUCGAUGCAGUUGCCGACAUGAGUGCAGAAACCCCUGUCUCCUCCGAGAACGAGCCUCCCCCAGAGGACCGAAUUAUCCUCGGGUACACACGAAACAACGCUGGUGGACUCAAGGAUGCGAUUGAUUUCCUCAUUUCGCGGCUAGUGUCGCAUGGCCUCGACGCCACUACCGUCAAGGGAGCCAUCCCCCGCCCAAAAUCAGACUCGUUCGAAGAGUCAUUGCCCUUUUUCGAUUCUAAAUUGCUCCAACACGCCCCAGCACCAAUCGUAACUGACUCCCCAACUCGCCACAAUUUCUCAGAUGACACAAGCGACCGUGGCUCUAUUUUCGAACGUCUCCGCAAACCAGGCAGCAUCUCCUCCUUCUCUUCCUUCAUCGGACGCAAAAACCAAUCCGGAUCUCCCGGCUCUUUCUUCAAGCAUGCCUCGAGCAACGCGUCUAAAGCCUCCCUGGUCUCCAUGGAAUCCCGUGACAGCGGCUAUCGUAACCCAUGGAAUGAUUCCGGCGUGAACCUACCCGAAGAGGACGUCCUCAACACCAAUGGCUGGGCCUCGCGUUUCGACAACAAAUUUCCCUUCGGUUCUACACCCAGAGACAUGACGCCUAAACAUGACCUCCGCGCUUCGUUUGACAGUGGCCGUCCUAGUACCUCCAAUUCUACCUCUGGAUACCCGGCCCCCAUUGGGCCACCACGUUGA